AUGCCCGAGAAUCAGCAACACAUCCAAGCACCUGCCUAUUCUCAUUAUCCAUCAGCGGAAUGUCCGCGUUUCGAACUUGAGACCUUGGGGAAAACAUUUAUCACCAGGGAAAAAUAUCUUUGUGGUGAUCUGUUGGACGACCGUUACUUUCUACUGGGCAGCACCACAUACUUGGAGUUCAUUGAUCUGACGCUUCCACCUGAACAACAGGUACCCAGAAAACUCAUCGAAUUCGUGAGAUUCAAGCAAAUAAAGGUUCUGCAAAAUGAGCGAUAUGAAGGUUUGUUGACUUUGGCUGGGAAGAAUAAUCACAUCAGAAUUUAUGAUCUGACUAGCAUACGGUUGUUGAUAAAAAGCAAAAUGACAUCAUUCGCAUCUUUAUUCCACAAGAGAUUGCAUGGUCACGGACGGUCGAGGUCUAUGGACUCAAUUCCGGAUAUGACCACUCGUGAUCAAGAGGAAGAGCACGCCAUUGUGUCGAGACGUCACCAUACGCUUAACUUGAGUCAAAUUUGCAAUAAUUCUUUACCCAACCUACCCUCCCUGUCACACACCAGAAGCAACAGCUCAUCAACGAAUAAUGAAAAUUUUGCAUCCCCUUUAUCCUCAUCCUCAUCCUCAACAAAUUCCCAUAACGGACCGACCAUACAUCACCGUCAACACGCACGCUAUGAAAGUCUGCAACAUCCGUUAGCACCUUCUACAUCAUCGGAAGUUCGCGAUAGACUUGAAAAUUUGCAAGUUCAAUGGUCUCUGAAUUAUCAAAAGUUACCGAAAACAAAGAUGGCCAUCUCAUUUACGCUAAGGAGCGGCCCAACCAGGACAUACUUGGCGAUACUGUCGAGACAAAAUAUUUUUCUGUUUGAACUGGACUUUGGUGAAGUCAACCGGGGACCUGAAUUUGUUCACAACAGGACAUAUUGGCUACCCCAAACUCCAAAAUUCUUGCAGAUGUCUAUGUACGAGGACCAACUACUAGAUAUCAUCGCCGUAUUUGAUACGGAGGUGUUCAUGAUAGGCGUGGAGGAUGCACGGGUCCGAGAGAUAACAAUCGAUUCCAAUUUGUGUCCGAGCAAUGGCAAAAUGUUGAUACCUCUCCCCUCUUUCAUCCACGAGUCCCCGUCGUGGCAAACGUUUGAACAAUUACCAUGGAUUCCGAUAUUAGAUCCGGAAUUGGUUUCCGACACAUUCACAAUACCGCCACCAUACAGCGUAAUAAUAAACGAGGAUCCUUCUAAAAUGUUGAAUCCGGUGCCGAUCUUUGAAUCGGAAAAUCCGGAUUUGAUGAAUUCCACGGGCCCGACUCUAUUUUUUGCCACGUUCGGUUCAAAGUCGAUGAUUGUGGAUGUACAAGGUCGCGUGUUCUCCACCAUAGUGUUCGAGUGGACGUUUCCGCCGAAUCACGUGGAAUUCUUGAGAUCCGCCGGAUCCCGAAAUGAGAGUUUCGUGGUGGGAUUUGGUAAGAGCAUGGUGGAAGUGAGAAGUUUUAGCACCGGAAGAAUCGUGGAAAAUGUUGUGAGGGGAGCGGAAGUGCAGUUCUUGGGACGGGGGUUGGGUGGAAAGGAUGUGAUCUGGAAGUGUUCGCCAAGAAAGGGAUCCAAAGAGACAAGUUUCUACCGAUUGGAGGGACCAAAAAUAUGA
Molecule: messenger RNA, 1641 nt
Organism: Acaulospora colombiana
Lineage: Eukaryota; Fungi; Glomeromycota; Glomeromycetes; Diversisporales; Acaulosporaceae
Source: the annotation of a GenBank genome assembly